Molecule: messenger RNA, 1381 nt
Organism: Adineta steineri
Lineage: Eukaryota; Metazoa; Rotifera; Eurotatoria; Adinetida; Adinetidae
Source: the annotation of a GenBank genome assembly
CCCACACCCACACCCACACCCACACCCACACCCACACCCACACCCACACCCACCCACACCCACACCCAGGUAAUAAAAAAAAAAGAAAUAAAAUUUGUACAUAACGUUUGUUCACUUGCAGAUCCACCACCAAUUCAACUUAUUCGAGUAUUAUGUCGGCAUUUUGGAGAAACAGUCCAUCAUAUUUAUUGUGAUAUAGUACGUAUUAUUAUUCUUUUUUAUAUGGUCUUGAUUCGAUAUAUUUUGUAUUUUAUAUUGAACAUAAACUUAGUUAGUCUAUAGCUGAGAUCAGUGCAGUUAGAUAUCAAUUAAAGUUAGUUUAAUACUUUCAAAAAGAUAUUAGAGUAUCAGUACGUAUUACGUAAUAACAUCCCAUUUGACGACAUGAUCACGUAUUAUUGACGUUUUUAAACAAGUGACUGUCAUACUUCGAUCAUAUAUUUUUAUGAAUGAAGUUUUGUAGAAUUAUUAAGUGAAUAAAAUUCCAUAUAGUUUUUUUUCUCAUAAUCAUCAUUUCACUUUUGAAAUGAAUUCAACUGAUUAUUUCUUUGUCAUUUCAGUAUAAAUUAGUUAGUCUAUAUUGUCUUGUAUAUGAAUACAUUGUAUAUGUAUUUGAUAAAUAAUUUCUUCAUAGAAACUACAUAUAAAUAAAGCAAUAAUUUAGUAUGACAGGUACAUAAAAAUGCUCCGAAACAUUUAUCCUAUAUCAUCGAAAAACUUAUUCGUUUCAUAAAUAAAUUCUUAUUGGUUGUUCUCUCUAUCAAAUUAAGUAAUUGUAUUUUGAUCACAAAUUUUUCUUUUGAUUAUUCCAUAUAAUACUAUCGAUCAAUUUGGAAAAUCGUUUCGCUUAUGUCGAGUUUAAGCAUGCUUAUUUAUUUAGACACCACCAACUCCUUAUCCUACAUUAGUGCUGAUGAACGAUGUGAUGCAUAUUUUUGUGGAUUUCAAUCCAAUCGUAUCUUCGACUUCUCCAGAUGAUGGUUUAGCUCUUCUUUUGGCAAUGUAUGCUGUAUUCAAAUUAAAUUUUAAUAAAAAUAAUCGAACAAUUCGAUUAUUAUAUGCAAUAGUCUUUGGUGAUAAACGAUUUAUUUCAAACAGUAUUCGUGAUAAUGACUCAAUUGAUAUUAACACCGAUUCUUAUGAUAAUUCCAGCAAAGUAUUUGAACAAUCAUCAUCAUCAUCAUCAUCAUCUUCAAAUGUUGUGGCUACUCAAAAACGUAAACGUGCAGCAUCAACUCAAAAAUCAAAAGAUAAAGAAAAUUGUAUUUCAUUUGAUGACAGUAAUGAUGAUGAACAUGAUCAAGAAGAUACUAUUUGUUCGAGUGGUUCUCAAUUAUCUUCAGCUGUUCGACGAACAAGACAAAAGACACGCCGUUAUUAA